AUGUCGAUUGAUUUCAGGAUCAGUGUCCUGCGGUCUAGGAUUUGCGCAAAAAUGGCCUAUGGGAGAGGAAGUUUCGAGCUUUUCUGUUUUGCACCAAAAUCUUAUUACAACAUCAGAAUCCCGAUAUAUUUCAGCAAUAUCAACCACACAUUAUUAAACUCUGUUGUUUUAAUGCAUGUUCGAAACCUGGUCUCAAGAGAUAAGAGAGAUCCCUCGAAGUGGAGCUCUCGUGGUCCAUUUGAUGCAGGGCGAACUUGUCAACCCUGUACACACCAGUUCAGUCAAUUCUUUCAUUGGCUCCGGGAAGCAAACAUUGGAUUACAUACGGUAGAUACACGCACCCCCGAAGUGUGGGAUAAAUUAAAGGACAUAAACCUGCCUAGUUUACUUUGA
Molecule: messenger RNA, 393 nt
Organism: Morchella sextelata
Lineage: Eukaryota; Fungi; Ascomycota; Pezizomycetes; Pezizales; Morchellaceae
Exons: 10
Coding region: 1-393 (130 amino acids)
Source: RefSeq, a predicted model, not a curated record